AUGGCUGCACCUCAGGUUAACGGCGAUGUGCCACCUUCCGCCUUCUUCGACCACCUCUUGAACUACCCCGUCGUCGCUGACAGCGUCAGCACUGUCAAGCAGAACAAGCUCGGCCAGCGCGGCAUUGCCCUCGGCGACUCGGCCUACCAAAUCCUCGCCAAGCCCGUCCUUCCCUACCUCGAGAAGCCCUAUCAAUACGUCUCGCCCUACGUCCGCAAGGCCGACGACCUUGGCGACAAGACUCUGUCUCAGAUCGACCAGCGCUUCCCGGUGGUCAAGAAGCCCACCGGCGAGCUGUACGAGGACACCAAGAGCUUGGUGCUCUUCCCGUAUCGCUUCGGCGUGGAGCAGAAGGACCAUGUGGUAUCGGUCUUCACGGGCGAGCGUAAGAAGGCCGGCGGCGAUAGCAUCGUCCCCACCGGCAAGGCUCUGCUGUCGACGGCUCUGAUUGUGACGAGUGAGACGCUUCACUGGGCGAGCAGCCUGAUCAGCUCCGGCAAACAGAAGGCCCAGCAGCAUGCCCAGCAGCAGGGCAACAACUAG
Molecule: messenger RNA, 543 nt
Organism: Thyridium curvatum
Lineage: Eukaryota; Fungi; Ascomycota; Sordariomycetes; Thyridiales; Thyridiaceae
Exons: 2
Coding region: 1-543 (180 amino acids)
Source: RefSeq, a predicted model, not a curated record